GCCUUCCCAAUAAUUGGAAAUAGGGCAAGUGGCAGAAGCACAGGCGGGGGAAGCCAGCAACAUGCGGAAGCAUCUUGAUGAUGAAGAUUAUGUGGCAGACUCAAAGCCUUUGGCUAUAACAUCUACAUCAAAUGACACUUCUCCAAAAGCAGGACAAACGAACAAGAAGACAGCUGCAGCAAUCGCAGCUGAGGUAGCUGACAAACUUACAGCUUCUAGCUCCUCUCAGUAUAUCAUGUCAUCUGUCCUCUCUUCAUUUGCUGCAGAGGCGGCAAAAACUGCCGGGCUGUCAAAAACUUCAUCGCUUCCAGCCACCAACAAUUCUAUUUCACAUCCAGAAAAGUCUCUAUCAGAUUCAAAUGUUUUAAUGCCAGCACAGCCACUUAAUCCUCCGCCUUAUCAGUCAAUGUUGGUUCCUCAUCCCACAGUGCAUAGUCAAAUGCCAAAUUCUCAGGGUCAAUAUCAUUCACUUCCCAAUCCAACACCCCAGCAGUAUUUACAGCCAUCGGCAGGAAUGGUGAGCCCUUACGGUUAUGGGAUUCCCGCCUUGCCGUCUGUACCACCUCCUCCAGCACCUCCAUCGUAUAUGACUUCAAUGGUGCCUUUAACACAGCAACAAUUGUCAAUGGUGCAGCAGCAGCAGUCUUUAGCACAACAGCAACAAGUACCAUUACCUCAACAAGCUCUACCUCCUAAUUUCCGUCCUUUGCAACCUCCUGGGAUGGUAUACUAUGCUCAACCGCAUCAUUCACAAUGAGGAACUCUUCGUUUGACUGUCAAAGAUCGUAUAAGAAACAACAAAUUUCAGGACACUAAGUGUUAUAUGCUGGAGAAGAGCGGCUGAUAGUGCAGGUAAUAGAUUACCAUUAGUGCUUAAUUUUCCAUCUUCAAGUCUGUUUAGAAAUCUGUGAUGGUUAGUGUCUUUAUCCAGUGUUGUCAUAGUUGUUCCUUUGCAAUUUUUCCCCCCUCAUUUUCUGUUUUUCCUUUUCAGCAUACAUGUAACACUAACAUGACGGCUAAGAGGCUGCUGACAAUUUUGUAUUACUAGUUAAACAUGAUAAAAGGACUUGGCUGGCUUUUUUCUCUUCUCA
Messenger RNA from Nicotiana tabacum (common tobacco), 1091 nucleotides. The record is from RefSeq and is a predicted model, not a curated record. Lineage: Eukaryota; Viridiplantae; Streptophyta; Magnoliopsida; Solanales; Solanaceae.